AGUAGGCUGAUCCACACCAGUGGACUUCAAAUAGGCUUUGGGUUGCUGUAUUCUAAAGGACAGCGAGAAUCACUUGAUGAUUAGUUUGUCAGCAUAAUGGCAUCUGUAAACAGAACCAGUAAAUUAAUUGAAAAAUUUAAAGCAGACAAACAACAUCUGCUGGAGAAGAUAAAUGAAAAGCGUGAAUCUAACUGCUUGGUGGAAAGAAGCAACCAAAUCAGCUUACUGCGAGUUCAAAAGAGGCAUUUCAGUGGUGCCUACAAGUCCCUUCCCCACGCCCAAAUCAAAGAACCUGUUCCUGACAGCGGCAGGAGCUCCUGGGUCAAACUGAGUCUCCUUGUUCACAGGGAGAAAAGGCACUUUCCACUAAAAAAUAAUGCCAUAUUUGGAUAAAGUGCAUCUCCAGAGACACAGAAAAAACAAUCUCUUUGAUCCUACUUCAAUGUCUGUCUAAAUUAUUUACAAAUAUUAAUUAUAAAAGAAGCCAAGGAAAACUAUUCACUAGAUCACCAAGAAAAUACUGAAUCACGUAAAACAUAUUUCAUCUUCAUUCCAUCAUUUAGACUUAGAUGUUUUGAGGAGAGAAUUUGAGUUAUUAAAGAUACUUUCA
Molecule: messenger RNA, 610 nt
Organism: Camelus dromedarius (Arabian camel)
Lineage: Eukaryota; Metazoa; Chordata; Mammalia; Artiodactyla; Camelidae
Gene: SPATA45
Product: spermatogenesis associated 45
Exons: 3
Coding region: 97-393 (98 amino acids)
Source: RefSeq, a predicted model, not a curated record